GUUCUUACUCCGCCAGGGUAGUGCUUUCUCUAGUGGGCGGACCAUAGCGGUGACAGCGACGCUCGGAGUCUCCCGACAAACUGUCAAAAAAGCAGACAACUAAAGCCAUGGCGGAGUUAGACUUGAGUCUGAGCGACGCUCUGGUGGACGGUGCUCCGCAGCAGGGUCCUGAAAACCUGGUGGAGAGGGACUUUGUGGCUCAGUUGGAGGCAGAGACCUACGACGAUCAGGUCGGGGAGACGGUUGGCAAGACGGACUACAUCCCCCUGCUGGACAAUGACGAUGCCAGUGCAGGUACUGCAUUGGGAAAUGGACAACAGCAAGCUCAGGGGGUGCAAAAGCCCGCUUGUAAGCCAACCACAGGGGGGCAGACAUCAAUGUUGCACCCAGAGAGUCAGGGAGACAGGAAUUCUCACAAACUCAACCAGCAGCAGGUCUUAGCGGCGGACUUCUUAUCUGCCUCCAUGACCGGUUAUUCUGACCCUCUGACCUCCCUUACCGACCCAGUCCAAAUGAUGCACUCAGGCCUGGCCUUGGGAAUAUUCUCAGGUUUCUCCCAGCCUGCAGGCCCAGGCGUGAAUAUGGAGGUUGGGUCUACACCCCUCCCGGCAGCGAAACCUCCAAGUAUCGCCGACCCUCUGCAACCCGCACCCUCACCAGGGUCAGACGUGCCCCACAGCCCCAUGCUGCCUGAACCACAAGCUCCUCGCAGCCCCCUGGACCUGUCAGCAGGUGCUUUAGGUGACUGCUGGCCAGACCCGACUGGGUGCCUUUUGGCAGACCUACCUUUCACCCCCAGUGUUGCCUCUGUGAUCAGUCGCCACGCUAACAGUCUCGCAAUGACCCGUGACGACGCACCAGAUACCUGGCCCAGCAGGGAAAGCCCCGCCUACGCCGGAGGUGACGAACGGGACGGAGACGAAUCGGACCGAAAACAGAAGAAGAAGAAGAAAAGGAGACAGAAAGAAGAAGGCUCUUACGAGCACUUCGAAAGCAGCGCCCACCUUGAUGUGCAACCACAGGGAGAACACUCCGCCCCUGCAGAGCUCCCCUACCAAAGAACUGACCCAAAAAGUGGAGAUGGUGGCUGGGAGGAACAAAUUUGGAAGAGUGGAGGGCGAAGUAAGAAGGGGAAGAGCAGGAAGAAGAUUCCGGAAGAGUGGGAGGUGUCCCCUGAGCAAUUUGGCACUUCAUCCACUGAUACUUCUAAAAUAACGCAAGAUGUGAUGAAGGAUCUUGGAAGUCCAGCUCUGAUGAGCAUGGACGUCGCCUUUCCUGCCACAGAUGCCAACCAGACCUCCUGGAAAAAGGAGAUAUUCACAGAGGAGGACCAGGUCCCUGCUUCCCUAUCCCAUGAUCUCUUACCUCCUGCGACUGUUCCCAUCAGCCCACUCGUCCUGAACAGCGAGCUGAAAGCCACAGCAGCUCCAUUCACCAUGCCCUCACCCAUCUGCACAGGACCGGUAGGCUCCUUCGCCACGGCUCAGAGUCCCGAUGAAUCAUUCCAACUGCUGAUUGAUACGAGAAACACCGACGUGGUUGACAGCGGGAUGCAAGCGAUGCCCGAGUUGGAUACCUCCGCUUUUAGCCUUUCUCCACAGCCAAGCUCCGGCCUUUCCCCAGACGGUGCGGUGUUGGCAUCCGCCCCGCCCCUGUCACCUUCAGAUGCUUCAUGGCUCCUGAACAACUCCCACAUGAGCAGCAAUAACGACCUGUUUGACUUCAGCGACAUGAGCGCGCCAAGUCCAGGCCUGGCAUUCGACACCCCGAGCCCGGUCCCGCUGCGCUCCCCGAAAACCACAGCGCAGCAAUUCCAAACCAAAGAGCACAAAAAUGACCUGAAAGAAUCCAAGAAGUCACAUUCUUCUCCCGUUAAGAGUCCCACGUCCUCAUUCGUGUCGCAAGAAUCCCCAGGUAUCAGCCCCUCAUCCUCCCCAUCAGUAAACCCUCCUGGAAUUCCAGGAUCUGGUCUUAAUCCUGCAGCAAAGCCCUUCUUUCCCAGUUUUGCCGAUUCCAUGGAACAACCAACUGUGGUUGCCCCCAUCAUCGAAGACAACAAGGCCAAGUUGGACAAGAAGGAGGAGAAGCUGGAGGUGGGCCCUCCGGAUAAAGCUGAGCAGAAGAGCGUGAAGGUUGAAUUUGCAGUCAGUGAGGCGGCAGCUAAGGUGGAGAAAGACAUAGACAAACAAAAAGAAACCGAACUGUGGCGUGAACCUGAAAAGGUUCACGAGAAGGAAAAAGACGCAGAAAAGUCGAAAGAGGGAAAACAGACUGGAAAAGCAGAAGAAGAGAAAGCCGCAGUAAAAGUUCAAGAGGUAAAAGAACCGGAAAAGAUUCCUAAUGAGAAAGAGACAGUUAAAGUUAAAGAAGAGAAGGAGUCAGAAAAGAUGAAAGAGAAGCUACCAGAGAAGGUUGAAGAAAAGACAAAAGAGUCAGAGAAAGUAGAAUUAGUCCAGCAGAAAGUGGAAAAUAAAAGUAACAAAGCCGAGGAAACAGCAGACAAAAUGGCAAAGACAGACAAGAUUUCAGACCAGGAGGAAAAGGCAGUAAAAGUGGUGAUGACAGACAAGGAUGAAAACGCAAGUGCGGACAACAAAAUCACAGAGAAGGCUGAAAAAACGAUGGACAGCAAAGAGCAACACGUUGAACACAAGCCGCCGACACCUGUCAAGCUUGACGCCGCUCCUGACGGGGCGGAAAAGACGGCUGGCAUGCCGGCUGAUGCGGACAAAGCCGAGAAAGCGCGGGUCGAGGAUGAACUGCAGAAACUCACUGAGAAGCCGGCGGAGGAGGGAAAGCAGAUAAGCCAUAAAGUGGAGAAGCAAGACAAAAUACAGGGUGAAAAAAAGACUGUGGAGAAAAAGGAUGACAAAAAGGAAAAGGCUUUGAAGGCAGAAGGAGGCGACAAGGCCAAAAAAGCAAAACCUGUCACCAACGGGAGCAGUGGAACACCAGGAAAAGACUUGGCAAGUGCAGACAAAAAGACGAAGCCUGCUGCUGCUGGGGCAACCAAACCGAGCGGCGCCGCCAAAACACGGCAGGUCACAGCCGCUGCUGGUAGUGGUUCUGCUGCAGCACCUACUAAGCGCCCCACACCCUCAUCAACCACUUCCAUCUCAGAUAAAAAAAACACAGCCAGCAAGGCCCCAUCGACAGCCACCUCUGGCCCAAAGCGGCCUGCCUCCAGUACUGCCGCCCGCCUCUCGUCCUCAGCCACUACUACCACUACACGUGAUGUCAAACCCAAGACACCCACAGAGAAGCGCCCCACUGUGCCAAAGGCCAGCACCGCCACCUCGAGUCAAGCAGGCUCGUCUGCUGCCACCAAAAAUGGAACGACCACAACAUCAACCACGAGAACCACUACAUCGACGCGCACAACAAUGUCAGCUCGCGGCGCCGCCACCGCCGCCGCCGCUUCCAAAAAGCCGCUGGCCUCUAAGACAGACAGCCAACCGGGUGGGGAGAAGAAGCCCAGCACUCUCAAGACUUCCACAGCUGAUUCUACCAAGCCCAAGACCACCACCACCACUACAACUCGGACUUCCAGUUCCACUGCAACCACUGCCUCUCGCGCCCGAACUGCAGCCACCAAAACGGCCGCACCUUCCUCCACCACUGGCGCGGUAUCGGAGAAGAAGCCCGCGGUACCUCGUGCCCCCAGGACCACGUCUUCAGCUGCAGCUACCACCACAACCAGCUCCUCAAGGACCGCGGCUCGCCCCGGCACCGCAUCGGCUCCCGACAUCCGGAACGCUCGCUCUAAGAUCGGUUCUACAGACAACAUGAAGCACCAGCCAGGCGGUGGGAAGGUGUCAGCUGCCUCUAAGAGCAGGGGCCUCGCCUCCAAAGAAACAAGCCAGGUCAAAGUUCAAAUAGUCUCCAAAAAACUGGACUUCAGUCAUGUCGGCGCACGCUUGGGCUCCAAGGACAAUAUGAAGCAUGUUCCUGGUGGAGGGAAUGUGCAGAUCCUCAACAAGAAGGUGGAUUUGAGUAAGGUGACGUCGAAGUGCGGCUCCAAGGACAACAUCAAACACAAGCCUGGUGGUGGCGUCGUGAAGAUUGAGUCACACAAAGUGAACUUUAGGGAAAAAGCUCAGUCCAAAGUGGGCUCCAUGGACAACGUGAGCCAUUCACCUGGCGGAGGGAAUGUCAAGGCUGAGGGGGCGCAGGAGACAGGAGAGGGGGUUGGGACCCCAUCCCCAGCGCCUGGCCCAGAGUCUGGGCAGGUGGGGAGCCUUGCUGCCCAUGAGAAUGGGCUGAAGGAGGGGGCUCCCUGUGAUAGUGAGGGCCUCCAGGAGCCCCAGGCUCUGAUUUCCCACAUCCCAGAGACAAAUUGACUCGUUCAAGCUGAACUUCCGCGAGAAGGCUCGCUCGCGCACGGACCACGGCGCCGACAUCAUCGCCCGGCCCGCCCCUCGUGAUGACAACCGACCCCACCCACGUGGUCCCUCCUGUAGCAGCGUGUCGCUUAGUGAGAAGUUGGCCUCCGCGGGCUGUGUCGGCUCCCCCUCCGCCCCCUCCUCGCUGCGUCUUCAGGAGGAGGUCCAGGGGGACAGCAGCACCUUAAAGGGAUCUUAGCUCCUAACCCAUUUGCGCCUAUCCAGCAUGCAUCAUGCACCACUGCAUCCGGUUCUUGCCACCCCUCUCUUCUAUGCUUACAGUAUCUGCCGAGACCUCACAGACUGUUAUAAUGGGAAACAAGGGGCGUGCAUUUUUGUUCACAUCUUCUCCAAAGACAGUGAUGAGGGUUUGUUGGUUGCCCAAUCUUGGUACCCUGCCUCCUUCCUCUCCAACUACAACAGCUAGUUCGUUGAGCCUCUUGUCAUAUACAGUACACAGCCCCCCCGUUCCUGUUGACCCUUUGGGCUUGUUGUUUCCGGUAAUCACAGUAGUCUCUCUGCUUACGUAUGGUUCACUUCAUCAUGACAUCUUUACUCGUAUCCUAGCAACGUAAACAAGCUAACAUUUUAGACUGUUUAACUCUUUGUGAUCGUGUGAGUGACAAACAUAAAAACAAGCUUUUAAUGGAAGUCCUUUUUACUUGCGUUGGUGACCUCUUAGCUUCUUAAUUCAAAGCUUAUUCAUAUAUCAGCAGCACAAACAUCCCGUGUCAGCUUUUUGUACACUAAGGACGGGCUUCGAACUCUUUCCAGUGGGACGGACAGAAAAAUAGAGGACGCUAAAACCAGUCCAAUGUACUGUAGGUCAAAAUUUGCUCAACUAUCUGAUCAAAACAUCCACAUUUUCGCUUUGUGUUGUAGGUGGCAAAGCAAAUUAGUGUAAUACAGCGCAAACAGCUGUCGUCAACCCGUUUAUGCCGACCACCAGGAGUGAAAUGUGGCGCGUUACGAUGCACUGAUCUGGAAGUCUCUUCAGUCGCCAUUGUUCGCUGCUACAACACAGGACACUAAGUAGCUGGUCCAUGAGAGCUCAGGAAAACACUGCCCCCUAGACCUUUGGUAGAGAAUUGCAAGUGACGAGCGCAGCCUGACUCUUGAUUCCACUUUUACAUAUUUGAAGCUUUUUCGAAAAAGUAACGUAAUAUGCUAGGUGUUAGCAUGUUAGCUUUUUUGUUUUAGAUAUAAACUUACAUAGACUUAGACUUAGUGUUUUAAUGUUAGGUGUUAACAUGCUAACUUUUAGCAUGUUAACAUUGUUACCAUGCUAACAUUAACAUGUUUGCAUUUGCGCAUGUUAACAUGUAUGCUAACUAGCAUGUUAGCAUUGUUAAUAUGCUACUGUUAGUAUUUAACAUUUUUAGCCAUUUCAUAUGUAUAAACUUAAAUAAAGACUAUUAUGCUAGGUGUUUGCAAUCAAACAGUUAGCAUGUUAGCAUUGUUAGUGUGCUAAAGUUAGAAUGCUAAAGUUAGAAUGUUAGCUUUUUUGUUAUUUUCAAAGGUAUAAACUGACAGUGUUUUUAUGUUCGGUGUUAUCAUGCUAACAGCUAGCAUGUUAAGAUUAUUAACAUGCUAAAAUUAGCAUAUUAGAUUUUUUUGCUAUUUUCACAAGUUUAAACUUACGUAGAUGGUGGUUUUGUGUUAGGUAUUAGCAUGCUAACAGUCUGCAUGGUAGCAAUGCUAGUAUGCUAACAUUAGCAUGUUAGCAUUUUAGAAAUUAUUUCAGGUAUUAUCUUACAUCAUGCUAGGUGUUAACAUGUUAACUGUUAGCAUGCCAACUACAGCAUUUCAGUCCGCUGUCAACUCGUCAGGGCUAGGUGUUUGCAUGCUAACAUUUAAAAUGCGAGCUACUAGCCUCAGCUCGUCAGGACUUGGGCGUGGGAUUCGACAGCGAGUGCAGCAUACAGGACUUCCUAUGUGCACGUUUUAAUGCUGAAAGUGUCAAAAUAAAAGCUUGGCAGUCUUAACAUCAUCUUAAAAAAUGAGGUGCAAGCCUGAAAUGGUCCUCGGGCCGCCCUUUGGACACCAAUUGAUACCGAAUCUCAGGCAUGUGUGCGUGUUAAGGCACACAUGAUGAAAUUGAGAUGGCGUUGAGAAGAUGAUGCUAGGUGUUUUUUAUUCAUGGGAUUGUUACUGAAUGCAUUUAAAAUAUAAUGGAAGUAAGAUUAGCAUUGUCACCUCUACCAAAGGUCCGAAACCACUAGGUGGCGGUGGAAAACUUCCACAAGCAAUGGCUUAAAAAAACAACUUUUAAAAUAGUUUCAUGAAUAACUAGAUGGAAAUAUAUGUAAAUUCAUGUCAUUUUUCAAAAUACGGGUUAUUAGUUUAUUCAAAAAAUUAUAUAGAAAGACAUUUUUUGCUCUUGGGGUCAAAGUGGGCGCACAUGAUCCUUACCUGUCAACAUUUGCAUUUUAAAAUAAGGGAAUUUUUUGGGAAAAUGAGGGAAAAUAAAGGAAAUUCAGUUGGGUUUUUUUGCGGACUUACCACAUCUUGACCCACAUUGGAUUGAUAUUAGCAUGUUUAAUUCAUGAAAACGGGACGCACGCCCAUCAGCUUUUCCAGAUGCGGCUCUCGGUGGAAAAAGUUUGGACACCCCGGCCUUACAUUACAGGAAGUCACCUCAACGUUUUCAUUUGAAAACACACUCCUUACAAAAAUCAGAUGCUUGAGUAAGUGCAUGACAGCAAAGGGGAAGUCAUUUCUGGUCAUUGUUGUUUUAGAGUUUUAGUUUUAAGAUUGCAUUAAACCGAUCCAAACAAAGGCAAAUGUAAACAGAGCAACCCAAUUUAAAUUUUUGAUAUAUAUUUUUGUGAAAGUCAUUACACGGUUUAUAGCGUAAGAGCUGCUGAUUGCAAGGUUUAUAGGCUGCUGAUUGCAAGGUUUAUAGCGUAAGAGCUGCUGAUUGCAAGGUUUAUAGCGUAAGAGCAACGGAUGUCGACCACAGCCUGCAAUAAUGCGCACACAGUGGAACUUCAAAGGUCUGACGUCAUUUGCUCCGGGACGUCACCAUCCAAAAACCUUUAUUAACUUUACAGGCACUGUUGUAAGUAGCAUUUAACAAUUUAGCUGUCCUGCCAGCGUCAAAAUACGUCAAACACCCCCCAAAAUUUUACAUGUGUUUAUGCUUCACUGACAUUUUUGCGUGGGGAUUUCGCACAUUGUUCGGUGUGUUCCGACCCCAUCGCAGCGGGCGCUGAAAAAUGAGGGAUCUUCUGUACAAUUCGACGAGGAAACUACAAAAAAAGGAACAGCAAAAAUGGGGGGCGGGGAAAGUUACAAUGUUGAUACUAAUAACGCUAAUGAUAAUAAUACGUUCUGUGAUCUGUAACGCAAAGCUUCUCAGUAUAUCUAUGUCGGAUUCGCCUCCUUUUUUCAUUUUUAGAAAAUUCAAAAGGGAAAAAUGGCCCCCGCGUUCUUUCUGUUAAAUCUGGUAGGUCGGCACCAGUGCAAGUGGACUGAAACUAUUUCAUUUGCAGGGAAAAGUGAAUUGAUUGUACUUAAUAAUACGCUUGGCCACCUUUCACACAAAGCUGAGAUGCAGGCUGUUUUAUGCGGCUGUUUUAUUGCAUAUAGAAGCAUGAGUUCGGACACCCCCUUUUUCAAGGUUAUCAUCACUUUUUCACCCCUUUUUCAUCACUUUUGGGCCGACGAUGUUUAACUUUAGAGAGUUUUUCCAUAUUUUUUCAUAGGAACAAUGCUCGGAAAAUGAUUUGCCACUGUUUUUAACCCAUAAGAACCUAGACCAAUUUGCGCUUAAGGUAAAAUAACAGGGGCUCUGACACACACCAAGUAGAACACGUGUGUUGUGUUGUGGGGGGGGGUUUUCUCUAAAAUGCUACCAAUUCAUAUCGAAGAUGUGUGACGAUACAUGGUUCAUGGUAAUUGGAUUCCCGUUUUUCUUCUCAGUACAGGAAAUCUGUUUUGAAUUGAACCAAAGAGCAUCUUUUCAUUUAAAAACCAUUGAAAUGAGUGAAAUUUAUUGCGUAAAAUUCCUACUCUUUCCUGUACAUGACUUAAUCUAAGGCAAGCACAAAGCUGUAUAGGACACGGUUUAGGAUAUUAAGACUUUUAAAUGGGUUCUUAUGGGUUAAAAACUCCUGAGUCUUCUCCAGAAAUCGACACUUGGUCGGCACAGCGACAUUUGCACCUUCCUGCUUGACUCUUCUCUCAAAAUCCAAUAACUUUAUUAUGAAGGAUGUUUUUCUCGAUCACAAAUCUGAAGUUAAACCUCUCUUUCCUGUGAAAACUUAAGUUAAGGUCAGAUUUGGGCAUUUUGUUCUUUGGUGUAAUGAAAUGUUCUGUGCCACGGUGGUCCUGUUUUGCGUCACGCCUGUCAUUGGCCGCGUUUUUAGCUUUUUGCCUGUAACCGUUUUAUUUUUUUGUUGGCUUCGAUGCUACUUAUGAGACUGCACACAGAUGUACAUAAGUAUUUUAUUGCGGAUGCUUUCUCAGAAAAGAACACAAACAGCGACAGAUUUGAAGCGGGCGGAGACGGGCUUUGACGUCAUUUUUAAUGUGUUUCCAAAGGGGGGACGGAUGGUUCAUGAUGUAAUCUUAACUAUUCUUCGGGUGGAAAUUACUGUUAUCCUAAACUGUUAGCCUUUUUCAUUUGAAAGGGGCCGUUGAAGUGAAAGAAUGUCUUAGAUACAUUGAACCAUUUUUUUUUUUGUAUUUAUCGUCGUAUUUCUGUGUGCUCUGAUGAGAGAAAGGGUUGAAAACAUUCACAACAAAGGUUGCUCACAAUUUUCGGGAUGGGCAUCAGGACCGAUGAAUUGGCCAUUGAGCACACAACCGGACGAGCGUCGGCUAAGGGAGCUCAACAAAACCAACUUUUGAAAAACAGACGACAGUCAAACAAGCCGGCAUGUGUCAUGAAACACUUCAUGAAGCAAAACACUCAUUUGAAAGCCGAACACUUCGACCUUCCAACGGUCAGGUUGGGGUUUACGAGGUUGACAACGAUGUCAGUUGUGCGGAAUUGAUCGCUGAUCAAUCGCGCCUUGAAACAGUUGAGGCAAAAUGGCUGCAACCGCUCAGUUUCAACUCAAGUGUGGCCUGAAGAACAAUGUCAGCAAUGGGAGGGUGAGCCGCGACCCAAAAGUCGUCAUUUUACUCAAAUUCAGUGAACAAAAACCAGGCUGUGUCUCAAACGCAACAAUUCCGUCAUGUUAGGAAUGGAACAUUUUCCACUCUGUACUGGAAGGGGACUGCAACACAUUCUCAAGACCUUUCACUUGGAACAAAGGCUACCUGUUGUUUUUCAUAAAUCACACAGUUUUAUGAUGAGUUAUCCUUUUUGUCUCCUGGCUGAGACACCCGGCCCCCGAGCCAAGGAUUGGUUGAACCCAGAUCAGACCAAUACACCAACAAACAGUUCACGGGACGUUUCCUGAACAUUAGGACCACCUCCAGCGCAGGUUUAUGACACCGCUCGGACCGUGCUCGACCUCGGCUGGCGGGCAGACCGUUGUCUCCAGCGCUGGCACUGCAAUUGUUUGUUUCUAAUCCUUUUUAAUAUUAAAUUGCCAACCUUACGUAAGGCUCUUCCACAGCACAAAAGACGGUGUAGUCCUGGGAAUCGAUCGUAAUAUUUACCCGCUUCUCUAGUCCGUUUCGCUACUUUCCACCGCCUCAGACGCCAUUAUUUCGAGUUAGUCCCUCCCUACUUUUGCCGUGCACUCAGUGUGAACGCAAAGGCUGAGUGGAAAUGCCGCAGCCUACGUCAAGAUGCCCGUCCCGAAUGAAAAUCUAUUCGAUCAAACAAAAAUAUCAGUUCAUGGUGGGGAAAAGACUAAACGAAAACUGUCAGGUUUGGCUUCGUCUCCCAUCUGUUGCGCUCACAGCAGACAUGCAAGUGUAAACCUAAAUAGCUCCUAAAUGUGUGUCGUAUACCCGCAGAGCAUGCUGACAAAAACAACAGUAGGAUGUGUUCAGUAGACGUACCAUGUCAUUGGCAGAACCUCCUUGUUGUUUUGUGGCGCUUUUUUUUUUGUUUGUUUUUUGUUAAUUUGAUUUUCGGUUUGAAGAAGAAGAAAAAAGUGUUUAUUGUGAUUACUGUUAUUUAGUGAUGUGAUGAUUAAACAUUAAAUAAAAAUGGAUUAAAAUUCUCA
Molecule: messenger RNA, 10510 nt
Organism: Dunckerocampus dactyliophorus (ringed pipefish)
Lineage: Eukaryota; Metazoa; Chordata; Actinopteri; Syngnathiformes; Syngnathidae
Product: microtubule-associated protein 4
Exons: 18
Coding region: 108-4340 (1410 amino acids)
Biological process (GO): microtubule cytoskeleton organization; neuron projection development
Cellular component (GO): neuron projection
Molecular function (GO): microtubule binding
Source: RefSeq, a predicted model, not a curated record